This is a messenger RNA of Xenia sp. Carnegie-2017, 468 nucleotides long. RefSeq lists its product as uncharacterized. Bases 50 to 406 code for a protein of 118 amino acids. The transcript is spliced from 4 exons. NCBI's taxonomy places the organism in Eukaryota, Metazoa, Cnidaria, Anthozoa, Malacalcyonacea, Xeniidae. The record is from RefSeq and is a predicted model, not a curated record.
UCUCUCGCAUUAUGUUCAUUUAUGCUACCAUUCCUUUAGAAAACGGUGGAUGAAAAUGAUGUCGGAUGAACUUAUAAAGAAGUACGAUGAUUUAUUAAUUGAAAAAUCACAGAUCAGUAGAGGUAUUGUUGAAAGGCAACAGAAUAUAAAGAAACUGUUAUUUGACAUAAACAUGUUAUAUCAGUCUCAAGAAGAGUUCAAAUGCCAGAAGGCAAAAAUAGGUGGAAUAAACAAGAGUUGGCAACCUGUUCAACAAGCAAUUGAACUGUGGAGUUCUGCCGAAAAUAUGGAGGAGUUGCAAGGAGUUAUCUCUGUUUUGAAACAAAAGAAGGCAAGUUUGAUCACAGAAAGGUCUAGCAUACUUUCACAACUACAGGAUUUGAAUAUAAAAAAAAUAAAAAUAUAGAAAGGAUUUUAUAAUAAAUUUUAUUUAUGCUUGAUGCCUAUAGUAUCAACUCCUCACUACAA